AUUGAAAAUUGUACUACAUUCAAUAAUAAGUUGGAUUCCACUCAGGGCACACUUAUUAGCUACAGUUCCCAUGGUUGACAUGCACUUGAUACAGGACAAUCUUAGGUAGUUCAUUUAAAAAAUAUUUUCAGAGAAAAUAAAUUUGCAAGUUAAACUUGUUUUUCAGUAUUAGUAAUUGAGUAAGUAUUAUCUUUUUCCAUUAGUGUGGGAUUGGAUUAACUUUUUGUUGAAAGCUUAUCGAUUGAUUUGUUAAAAGUUGCCAAAAAUACAAAUUCCAUUAGCUUGAGUGUGUCCUUAUAAAUAAGCAAGCUUUCGCUAUGAGCAGAAAGUACAGAGGCUCUAUUGGUAUAUCCCUAGUCUCAGACUGGUAUGAGCCAUUCUCUAAUGCGAGGCAUGACCGUGAUGCUGCGCAAAGAGCCCUUGAUUUCAUAUUUGGAUGGCUUGUGGAUCCCCUAACCAACGGUGACUAUCCACAUAGCAUGCAAUCUCUAGUUGGUGACCGAUUACCCAAAUUCACGAAAGAGCAAUCCAAGCUAGUAAAUGGGUCAUUUGAUUUUCUAGGGCUAAACUACUAUACUGCUAAUUAUGCAGCCGAUUCAGAUCACUCGAAAGCUGAUAACAAAAGCUACUUGACAGAUUCGCAAACUAAUACUACUACUGAGCGCAAUGGGAUCCCCAUCAGUCCAAAGGCUGCUUCAGAUUGGCUCUAUGUCUAUCAAAGGGGAAUUCGAGACAUUCUAUUAUACACAAAGAAAAAGUACAAUAAUCCACUAAUUUUCAUUACCGAGAAUGGGAAUGUGUUAACGUGAAGGGAUAUUUUGCAUGGUCAUUAUUGGACAACUUUGAAUGGAGUAAUGGUUACACCGUUCGGUUUGGCAUCAACUACGUAGACUACAAAAAUGGGUUGAAAAGACAUCCAAAAUUGUCUGCCCGUUGGUUUAAGAAAUUCCUCAAGCCAUAAGAUGACAAAUU
Messenger RNA from Quercus robur (English oak), 972 nucleotides. RefSeq names its product beta-glucosidase 12-like. NCBI's taxonomy places the organism in Eukaryota, Viridiplantae, Streptophyta, Magnoliopsida, Fagales, Fagaceae. Bases 318 to 809 code for a protein of 163 amino acids. The record is from RefSeq and is a predicted model, not a curated record. The transcript has 5 exons. Gene Ontology annotation, biological process: carbohydrate metabolic process. Gene Ontology annotation, molecular function: beta-glucosidase activity.